AUGUUGGACCCCACGUAUCCCCUCUUCCCUACCUUCGCCUUCCUCGGCUUCGUGCUCGCCCUCGUCCCUCUGCCCUGGCAUCUCCAGGCAUGGAACUCGGGCACCUGCUUCUUCAUGGUGUGGACGGCCCUCGGCUGCCUCAACCAGUUCGUCAACUCCAUAGUCUGGAAGGACAACGCGAUCAACUCCGCGCCCAUUUGGUGCGAGAUUUCUAUUCGCAUCACUAUGGGCCUCUCUGUCGGGCUCCCGGCCUCUUCCCUAUGCAUCAUUCGUCGCCUGUACCACAUUGCGAAGGUGCGGGCUGUAUCGCAUACGCGCGCCGAGAAAAUGCGCGUCAUCAUCAUAGACGCGCUCAUCUGCGUCUUGUUCCCCUUGGUCUACAUUGCCAUGCAAUACAUCGUCCAAGGCCACCGCUUCAACAUUCUCGAGAACGUCGGCUGCUACCCCGCCGUCUUCAACACCCCCGUCACCUACGUCGUCUCGUACAUCUGGCCGGUCCUCAUCGGCAUGGUCUCUGCCACCUACUCCGUCCUCGCCCUCAUCGAGUUCAACCGCCACCGCCUGCAAUUCAGCCAGUUCCUCCACAGCAACUCCACGCUCAGCGUCUCGCGCUACCUCCGCCUCAUGGCGCUCGCCAUGACCGAGAUGUGCUGCACCGUCCCCCUCGGCAUCUUCGUCAUCGUCCUCAACUGCACGUCCACGCCCAUCGAGCCCUGGGUUAGCCUGAAGGCGACACACUACUGGUAUUCGCGCGUCGACCAGUACCCCGCAGUCGUCUGGCGCAGCAGCCACCUCGUCGUCGUGUGCAACGAGCUGACGCGCUGGCUCGCGCCGGUCAGCGCGAUGCUGUUCUUCGCGUACUUCGGCUUCGCGCAGGAGGCGCGGAGGAACUACGCCGCUGCAUGGGCCUGGGCCUGCCGUGCGCUAGGCUUGCCCGAGCGCAUUGCGACGCUGCCGACGACGAAGAGCAAGGGCCCCGGCUUCGCGGAGAAGUUCGCGGCGAAGGCGAAGGGGCUCUCGAGCUUCAACGUCAAGGACUUCACCUCCGAGUUCUCCUCCAAGGCGCACGACUUCACCUCCAAGGCGAAGCAGUACACACUCCCUCGCCCCAUGCCGCAGACGCCGUCUUCGUCUGGCUUCUCGUCGUCGGAGUCGACGCGCUUCGGCUCGUCUGUGGACGGGAAAGAGCUCCCUUCGCCUACCACCAAGGAGUUCUCGUCCCCGAUCCCGAUCCAUCUCUCCGGCAUGCAGACGCUGGUGUCGUUCGACUCGAACAAGGAUCUCCCGUCGCCGCCCGCGUACGACGUCGAGGCGCAGUACGGGCCGUACAACAUCGACAACCGCGUGUCGUAUCACAUCGCGGACGCGGGUGUCCGCGCCUCGUACCCUAUGGGCGUCGCGUACUCCAGUGAUUCCGAGCACCGGCGCAUCAACCCUCACGCCACCUUCACGAGCGCAAACAACGACACGGAUGAGCCGACCUCCCCCGCCCUCCCGGACACGCCGAGCUCGUGCUCGUCGUCGGCGACGUUCUCGACGCUGCAGUCGCGCGACUUCAUCGUGCUGCCGAGUACCACCGAUGUCACUAGGGACACAGGGUCGCUGCCUAUCCGUCGCUCGCCUGCGGGCCCGCCCCGGCUGCCGAGCCUGUCGCAGCUUUUUGGCAUCUCGUCGAUGAGGGCGGAGGGGAGGGAUGUGGAGGCGCAGGUGCAGGAUGUGGCGACUGGUACGGCUGCGCCUACUACCACCGCGCCUGCACCGGCAUCUACGACUAUCGCACCGGCGACAACCACCGCCACUGCACCGACGACGACCGCAAAUAUCCAGCGCGGUGAGCCCGACGUGCCCACUUCUCCACGGACGCACCGCGCGUCGGUGUAA
Molecule: messenger RNA, 1881 nt
Organism: Schizophyllum commune H4-8
Lineage: Eukaryota; Fungi; Basidiomycota; Agaricomycetes; Agaricales; Schizophyllaceae
Gene: bar3
Product: pheromone B alpha 3 receptor
Exons: 5
Coding region: 1-1881 (626 amino acids)
Biological process (GO): G protein-coupled receptor signaling pathway
Cellular component (GO): membrane
Molecular function (GO): mating-type alpha-factor pheromone receptor activity
Source: RefSeq, a predicted model, not a curated record